AGCACCCGAGAGAAUGGGGCUAAAACAGAGCUGUAGUUGCGAAGAAAUGGCGGACUUUCCUCGUGUGAGCAAAUGACAAAAAAUGUGCGAGACAACAUAAAGUAGACGGACGAGCAAAGCAGAAGUGGCGAGAAUCAAAGAAGGAUGUGGAGGAACGUUCUAUCGGUUUUAUCUCGGCUGACGGCCACCAAAGUGUAACGAGAGGAAACAAAGUGACAGAAGUGCGCACAGGGCCUCAAACUUGUCUCAACCAGUCAGGCGGAAAAGAAAUCAUAUUGGACAGACAGGAAUGACUGAAUUUCUGGUGCUUAAUUUAUCGAGGAGGGAUUUGAACCACAGAGGCAAAUGAGACAGGAAGAGAGUAAGCGAGGGAGGCGGGAGCGAUGAGUGCGUAAAACAGCAGACAGACAUGAGGAAAAAGAUUAACAGCCUUCACUGAGCCGGCGUGUGUGCUUGUGAAGUACUUCGUGGCAGUGUGAACCGAGUUUGGAAAUAUGAGAACAUGGGCAGCGGGACAGGGUAGAUAAAACAAGCGCGUGUUGUGCAAGGUAAAAGCAGGACAAGGAGGAAGAGAGACAAAAGGUGGGCCGUCUAAAGGGAAAGACUAACAGGAGGGGAGAGGUAUGAGGGGACAGCUCUCGAAGUCUUUCUUGUCUCUCAUGAUCACUCUCCUCUGUCUGGGGAGCCUGAUGACCACUCUCAUCUGGUACAAGUCGGACGGCAAAAAUUUGGAACCUCACCGACCAGCUUCUCAAAAGAAACAUGCCCCAAAGCCCUCAGAAAUUUGCAAAGGCUGCAAGGAAAUCAUUAGCAAGGUACAAGAGCGUUACAAUCAAACCUGGAAGAAGCAGGAGGAGAAUUACUUAAAAUUCAGAACUGAUCUGAGUGUUAAAUGCAACGGCUUUGACAAAGCCAUCAUUACCAAGAAUAACACUCCAGUGGGGUCGAAGCUUGUUUAUGAUGGGGAGAAGAAGAGGACUCUACAGGUGAACAAAGAGUUGUUCAGCAUUUUUACAAAGGAGAAUCCUUUCUCAAAUAAAAAAUGGGACACUUGUUCAGUAGUUGGGAAUGGUGGGAUCCUGUCUGAGAGCAGCUGUGGAAAAAUGAUUGAUUCAGCUGACUUUGUUAUCAGGUGCAACUUACCUCCUUUGGAAAAUGGAUAUGAGAAAGAUGUUGGCAUCAAAACUAGCCUUGUGACAGCAAACCCAAGCAUCUUCACACAGAGGUAUGGCUCCCUGGUGGGACGUCGCCUUCCAUUCGUGGAGAGUCUUCGCAAGUACGGCAACUCUCUGCUGCUCCUUCCUGCCUUCUCCUUUGGUAUAAAUACUGCUGUGUGUCAGCGAGUUGCUUAUACAAUAGAGGACUUUAAAAGCCCUAUUCGACCUGUUUUCUUCAACCCUCAGUACCUUGACAGUCUGGCUCAAUUCUGGCGCUCUGAAGGCCUGAAAGAAAGGCGGCUCAGCACUGGAUUAAUUAUGGCUAGCAUGGCUCUGGAACUGUGUGAAAAUGUGCAUCUGUAUGGAUUCUGGCCCUUUAGUAAUCACCCAUAUGGCCUCUAUACCCUGACUAACCACUACUAUGAUGACAAACCAGCUAAAGCGAGUUUUCACGCAAUGCCAGCUGAAUUUAACCGCUUGUUGCAGCUGCACACUGAAGGGGUACUCAGGCUUCACCUGGGAGACUGUAAAUCAGAUGAAAAAUAGUUCCCAGGGAUAGACAACAGCACAGAAGCAAAGUGCAGAAUCAAGUGCCUUCUUUAUAGCCUCAGGAUGAAGUUAGACACUUUAUUCAUUUCAUAUGUGUUUGAGAAAGUUUACACAUUAUUUUUGGUUAGUGGAAAGAUGGAAAAUGGCCACAUAAGACACCUUCCUUACCUUCCAGCAACCAAGACAUUUGCACUGAUGAGUGCCUCUUUAACCCUAUUUAUUAAACAAAUGUUCCAUUUGGAGUCUGAAAUGAUUUUAAUGUAGUUUGAUGCCUCUCUAAGGCAGUUGCUCUCAGUCUAGUGCCUUAUGAAAGAUUGAUCUCACCUUAUAUUGUGAAAUACCUCCCUUACAUGAAGACGUUCGUGCUGAAAAGCUUUUUAGAAAGAAAACGAAUACACUGAAUGUAAGGACUAUUUUGACAUUUUUUAAACUAUUAACCACUUUGUAUUUUAGUACCAGCUGGUAAUGAAUGUGUAGUGCCUGAUAAAAUCACACAAAUGUGUGUUAUGCUUUGUCACCGCAGUGACCAGACAGUGAUAAAAAAACUUACUGCCACAAAGUGGCAACAUACAUUUAUUGGUAAAAUGUUAGUUGUGUAAGUGCUUUUUAUCUCAGUGUUGAUUGUAAAUGUAAAAAUGUAAUUGUAAAAUUUGCACUUAGAGUGAAAACUUCUGCUCAGAACAAUUUCUUAUGCAAUAUUUGUAACAGUAUUUAGGUGGACCUGAUGUAGCUGGGAAUGUUGCCUUAGGCUGGUAUUUUUAAAGUAUUAGCAUUGAUUUUUGUCAUGCAGAAAUGCCCCUAAUCAGCCACAAUGUUAAAAUGACAUGCCUCCUACCAUUUAGGUCCCUCUUUUGCUUCCACAAGAGACAUUGGACCUUUGUGGGUAUCCUCUGGUGUAACUACACAUUGGCCCUGAUGUGUAGUUACAUAUUUUGUGAGGUGCAUGCCAAGUUACGUGGAAUAUUAUGCAAGGUUUCUCAGCAUAACACUGCAUUGUAAAGCUGUGAAUUAUCACACCUGACAUCUCUUGUUGUAGCAACGGUAACAUAUUGUGAACAUUUGUAUAUUUUGUUUUUAACAGUAUGUUAUAAAAAGGAAAAUGAAAUUCAAAUGAAAAAAUAAAUAUC
This is a messenger RNA of Pelmatolapia mariae (spotted tilapia), 2833 nucleotides long. RefSeq names its product alpha-2,8-sialyltransferase 8F-like. The transcript has 7 exons. The coding region runs from base 624 to 1703 and encodes 359 amino acids. Lineage: Eukaryota; Metazoa; Chordata; Actinopteri; Cichliformes; Cichlidae. Gene Ontology annotation, molecular function: alpha-N-acetylneuraminate alpha-2,8-sialyltransferase activity. Gene Ontology annotation, biological process: oligosaccharide metabolic process; N-glycan processing. The record is from RefSeq and is a predicted model, not a curated record.